CCAGAAAAUUCUCUCAUCAGCAUCGUUUUGUUCGUUUCUUCCUCUAGCUCCAUUGGGAAAAUGACCAGUGUUGCAGUUUACUUCCCAUUAUGCAGCUUUUAAGCAUGAUAGACGAUCAUCAAAGCUAAAGAACACUCAAAGAAUAGACCUUUGAGUAUCUACAGCCUCCGCAGCCCCACCUCACAAUGUAUUCCCUUCGCCCAAUCCUUUCCACCACAAAAGGACCAAUCUUUCCUCUCCAUAUCUCACGCUCUGUCAGUCCGCAUCUAAUUCGCCGGCCGCCGCUAGCUUUCCGACAGGCUAUCGUCAACACCCAAUCGAGGCCCAAAUCCACCUCGGUGAGGUCGGCUCUCUCCUCCCCUCCGGUCACUUCCACGCUUCGAGCCGAUACAGGCGGAUCAACUUCCGAUGAGUCGAUUGUAUGGGAGGAGCGCAUAGAGAAGGGAAUAUACAGAUGCAGAUUCCUGGCUUUCUUAGGAGUGCUGGGUUCUCUGAUGGGAUCUGUGCUUUGUUACCUAAAGGUAUGGUUCCGGCUUUGUUAAAUGUAUGGUAGGACCCGUUGGGCUUUUGCAACCCAACUGUUUGUUAUCGGAUCCCACUGAAG
Messenger RNA from Dendrobium catenatum, 604 nucleotides. RefSeq lists its product as uncharacterized. Bases 186 to 542 code for a protein of 118 amino acids. The transcript has 2 exons. The record is from RefSeq and is a predicted model, not a curated record. Lineage: Eukaryota; Viridiplantae; Streptophyta; Magnoliopsida; Asparagales; Orchidaceae.